Molecule: messenger RNA, 1291 nt
Organism: Ceratitis capitata (Mediterranean fruit fly)
Lineage: Eukaryota; Metazoa; Arthropoda; Insecta; Diptera; Tephritidae
Gene: Cks85A
Product: cyclin-dependent kinases regulatory subunit
Exons: 3
Coding region: 586-939 (117 amino acids)
Biological process (GO): regulation of mitotic cell cycle
Cellular component (GO): cyclin-dependent protein kinase holoenzyme complex; SCF ubiquitin ligase complex
Molecular function (GO): ubiquitin binding; protein kinase binding; histone binding
Source: RefSeq, a predicted model, not a curated record
UUUCGUUUUCUUUCUUUUUUCAAUGCCUUCUAGCUGUGGCGGCGGCUGCUAUUUUUAAUACCUCUGAGGCAAUUUUUAGCAGUGCAUAGAAAAUCAUCAAAUCUGCACAAGUUAGCGCCAAACUUGCUAUAGAACACUAUCUUUUCAAAUGCAGUUCAGUUUGUGUGUUUUUUGGUUCGUGAUAUGACGCGUUCGGUAAUCAUAAGCAGGCGCAUCGAUUUCAUGUGUUUCAAAGACGGAAGAAUUCAAACAAAAGUGCAGCUAAAUUAAGUGUUAAAAAUGUCGUAUAAACGAGUACAUAUAAAUAAUAAGUUCUAUAUAGUACAUAUAUUGAAUCCAUAUGAAAAUUCAUGAUAAAUAAUACUUACAAGCAACUCUGGUUUGAGCACAAAGUGAAUGACACCCGCUUUAGAAUAAGAAGAAGCAUUGACUUAUGGCGACUUAUAAAUCAAAAUAAAUUGGUACAAACAUUCCACGUAAAAAUAAAGGACUUGUUUAGCGAUAUAAAUAUUCUUCUGUGUAAAUCGGUUAUAUUUUAAUUCACUUGCGGUGUACUCAAGUCCCUAAAGCAGUCUCAAAGAAAAAAUGUCAGCAGAUCAAAUACAGUACUCAGAGAAAUACUUCGAUGCCAUUUACGAAUACAGACAUGUCAUACUGCCGCCAGAGUUGACCAAGCUGGUACCGAAAUGCCAUUUAAUGAGUGAGACUGAGUGGCGUAACUUAGGCGUACAACAGAGCCCUGGUUGGGUGCACUAUAUGAUACAUGCGCCGGAGCCGCAUGUGAUCUUAUUCCGACGGCCACGAACAGAUAUUCCGGAAACUGCUAACAACACAAACAGUAAUUCCAACAGUUCCAUGACGGUUAAUAGUAGAGCUGAACAGUCUGCUACACAGUCAAAUCAAAUGAACGCCAACAAUGAUGUAUCUGUACAUGGAUGAGAAGGAGAUUUAUUGAGCAGCCAAAUAGCACCCAAGACACCUCGUUUAAAACAAUAACUGUAUGUUUUUUUUUUUUUUGGUUUCUUUGUAAAAAAGAAAUCUUAUGUGAAAAUGGAAACCCUCCAUUAAAAAGCAUGAAUUACUCAGCGUUAAAAAUCAAAGAAUUAGCUUUAGUUUAACACUUAUCUGAUGACAAACUGGCACACCGAUAUUGUUACAGAUAAAUGAUAAAUAUAUACAUACACAUAUAUAAUAUGGAAGAAGCAAACUUGAAGAAGUUUGUGUUACUGUUAAGGACUUUUUUAUCGCAAUGAAAUUAAAUGUUUGCUUUCUUUGCAAAGCACAAAGUUGA